Messenger RNA from Austrofundulus limnaeus, 832 nucleotides. RefSeq names its product ribosomal L24 domain containing 1 (gene rsl24d1). The record is from RefSeq and is a predicted model, not a curated record. Gene Ontology annotation, molecular function: structural constituent of ribosome. Gene Ontology annotation, cellular component: nucleolus. Gene Ontology annotation, biological process: ribosomal large subunit biogenesis. The coding region runs from base 57 to 551 and encodes 164 amino acids. Lineage: Eukaryota; Metazoa; Chordata; Actinopteri; Cyprinodontiformes; Rivulidae. The transcript has 6 exons.
AGAGGGUCGGUCCUUUUUUCACAGGAGCUGCUACGCGCAGCUUUUCGGCUGCUAAGAUGCGUAUCGAGAAGUGUUAUUUCUGCUCGGCACCAGUCUACCCCGGUCACGGAAUGAUGUUUGUACGGAACGACUGUAAGAUGUUUAGGUUCUGCACAUCAAAAUGCCACAAGAACUUUAAGAAGAAGCGAAACCCAAGAAAAACCAGAUGGACCAAAGCUUUCAGAAAAUCAGCUGGCAAAGAAUUGGCUGUGGACAACUCCUUAGAGUUUGAAAAACGCAGAAAUAUUCCUGUUAAAUAUAACAGGGAGAUGUGGAACAAGACAGUGGAGGCGAUGAAACGUGUGGAGGAAAUAAAACAAAAACGACAAGCAAGAUUUAUCAUGAACAGAUUAAAGAAGGGCAAACAAUUGGAGAAAGAAGAGGCCAUCAACGAAGUGAAGAAAAAUAUCCACCUCAUCAAAGCUCCACAUGCAGGAAAAGCCAAACAGCUGGAAGACAAAAUGGUGCAGAGAUUACAAGAAGAUGUGGAAAUGGGAGAUGAUGAUGAUUAAAUGUUAUUUUUCACUUCAUUUUUUUUCCUUUGGACUUGUGUUUUUAAAUUUAUUUGGAGUUAAAAGUUCCAGAUAACAGAGAAUGGUCACAUCAGUGAAUUCAGGUUGAAAUUAUUGUAUAAUUGUAUCCAUUAACAGUACAAAGCCCCCUUCACCCUUCCUUGUUAUAAGACUGGUUUUCAGGCAUAAUUAAUAGAUUUAAUCUUUGUUUUGAUAAAGUGUUGCAGUCACACAGAAUAUGUAAAAAAAUAAAAAUAACAAUAAAGCAGGUGCUUUCUGAU